Molecule: messenger RNA, 1193 nt
Organism: Drosophila bipectinata
Lineage: Eukaryota; Metazoa; Arthropoda; Insecta; Diptera; Drosophilidae
Gene: stil
Product: stand still
Source: RefSeq, a predicted model, not a curated record
UUUUGCGAGCAGAACUCCAGAAUCUGAAAGCUGUAUCUCAUUCUUUCUUUUUCUUUCCUUCUCUACUUGAAAUAUCCAACUCGGGGGAAAAUUUUUCGAGUCCAUCGGGUAUAGACGAAAAAUGGACGGGUCUCCGGACGGAUCAGAAAUUGGUAAGGUGGAAAUUAAUGGAGGUACCGAAAAGCGUCAGCACGUUCCGUACAUCCUAAAUGGGGAACUGUAUCGGAUUGAGAAUCAGGUUGGCGAUAAUGUCACCGUGAAGUGCUGCUACUGUCCGCCGGAUCGGAUUUAUCGCGGCAGCGUGCGUUCCACCGGAAACUUUCAUAUGCACAUCAAGCGUCGUCAUAGUUCGUUACUUGGAAAAUUGCAUGAAAUGAAGGUGGCCGCUUUGGAGGAGCGCCGUGAUCGUAUCAUGAAGAAUCGACGCUUUGGUAAGCCUCGAAAGAAGUCGCCUCCAUGCCAGUCGUCCGGGGACAGCCCGUCGGAUAUAGUGGAGGGCAACAAUGCAGGAGGUGCUCCAACAGGCGGGGUGAGUGAGGAAACCCGUGAGCUGAAAAUCAAAACGGUGUUCCAGCGACACAAGCAAGAGCAGGAGGGAGCGGCCAUAAGAUCGUCCAACGAUUCAACUUCUGAUACCAGCGGCAAGGCCAAUACUUCCAGUAUUUAUUUGCUUCAGAAUGUUGAAACCGUGACUACAACUUCGCCGUCUACUCCCCAUGUUGGGAUCUUGGGUCGCGUUAAGCCCGAGAAAUCGAAUAGUUCUGGAUUACUGGGCAACCAACCGGAGGCUAUUGACUUGAGCCGGGCUCAAUCGCACCAGAACGGAGAAGUGGCCACCAGCUCGUUGAGCUUCACCCCAGGAGGGACUUCUUUGGAGUAUCCGCGUUCGCAGGCCGUCGCCCAGUCGCUGUCCUUCACCCACUUUGUGGAAAACUCGCAUCGUGAUGUUCUGCAGCGUCUGGACCGUACCAUGACCGAGAUAAGCCAAGAGCUGCGCAGCCGUAACCGCAUCGAGCAAAAUCGCCUGUUGUUGGAGGCGGCCAAGUUCAAGUAUCUGAACCCCAACUUUAAAUUUGAACCAACACUUUAAUGGGGAAACUUGAUGACUUUGAACUACGACCUACCUCAAAAUACUCAGCUUAAUUAAGUAAUGAUACUAAUCCUAAUCCUUACAAUAAAACCUUAAAACGAAA